This is a messenger RNA of Carya illinoinensis, 1483 nucleotides long. Its product is annotated as ER lumen protein-retaining receptor A. NCBI's taxonomy places the organism in Eukaryota, Viridiplantae, Streptophyta, Magnoliopsida, Fagales, Juglandaceae. Gene Ontology annotation, cellular component: endoplasmic reticulum; cis-Golgi network; membrane. The transcript is spliced from 6 exons. The coding region runs from base 608 to 1069 and encodes 153 amino acids. Gene Ontology annotation, biological process: protein retention in ER lumen; endoplasmic reticulum to Golgi vesicle-mediated transport. Gene Ontology annotation, molecular function: ER lumen protein retrieval receptor activity. The record is from RefSeq and is a predicted model, not a curated record.
AUACCGCCUUCCAAAAAGACCGCCCAUGUGGGAAAAACUGGGGGUCAAGUGUCAACACGGAGCUCUCUCUCUCUCUCUCUCUCGCUGUAACAAAUAGACCCGAGCUUCCCACCUAAGAAAACCCACCGUACAGGUUGGAGUCUGCGAACGCCGUAGACUCGAUAAAACCCGUUUCCGUCUGCCACGGGCCAACGACAUUCAGCCCCCACCAACACCAAAAACUCCACUCUCUCUCUCAUGCGCGUGCGCUCAAAUUGCUGAAAUCUAGGGCUCGAAUCGUCCCGGUUUGACCUCCGAAACCAUGAAUAUCUUCAGGUUCUCCGGCGAUAUGAUGCACUUGAUUAGCAUCCUGGUCCUGCUUCUCAAAAUCUACGCAACCAAGUCUUGUUCAGCUAGUUGAAUGGGGUUAGUUGCAGUGACAUCAUAUACGGCUCAGAAUAACGGAAGACCUUUAAGAAUGAAUAAAUACGCAUAAUUGUGAUUAAGCUUGAAAAUUUGGUGUACCAUAUCAGGGAUUUCGCUCAAGACUCAGGAGCUUUAUGCUCUGGUGUUUCUGACGCGGUAUUUGGAUCUGUUCACGGGCUUUAUCUCUGUCUAUAACACGGUGAUGAAGCUUGUGUUCAUUGCAAGCUCUGCGGCGAUCGUGUGGUGCAUGCAGAGGCACCGGGUGGUGAGGCGCUCGUAUGAUAAAGAGCUCGACACAUUUCGCCAUUAUUUUCUCAUUGCUGCAAGCUUUGCUUUGGCGCUUCUUGUGAACGAGAAGUUUACGUUUCAAGAGAUCUUCUGGGCAUUUUCAAUAUACUUGGAGGCAGUUGCAAUUCUUCCUCAGUUAGUUUUGCUUCAGCGUAGCGGAAAUGUGGACAAUUUAACGGGGCAAUAUGUUUUCUUUCUUGGGGCAUAUCGUGCAUUCUACAUCCUUAACUGGAUAUAUCGCUACUUCAAAGAGCCUCAUUUUAGUCGAUGGAUAGCUUGCAUCUCCGGACUUGUUCAGACAGCUUUAUAUGCAGAUUUCUUUUACUAUUACUAUAUUAGCUGGAAAAGCAAUACAAAGCUUAAGUUGCCUGCCUAAGCCAAGCAUGGUGUUUUGGGAAUUUGAAGUUGGUUUUCCUGAAUCACUGUUAGUGUUCAUACAUUAAUCACAUCAUUGUUGGCGGAAGAAGGGAUGCAGGUUUCUUAGUUUAAUUAAGUCGAUAAACCCAAGCAGGUGGGUGAAAAUACCCAUGUUGUAGGCAAUUGUAGAGCAGAUAAACUAACUCCAUGGUUUUUAGGUGGUGAUAGUCUUAAGUAUCUUUUCUUGCCACUGAUUUUGACCUGUAAAGAUUUACUGGGAGGACACAAAGUGCAGACUUGGCUAAUAGCAGACGUGGAUGUUUGGUGGACAUAUGGUUAAAUCUGUAUUUGUUUAUUUAUUGUAAUUGUUUGUUUUUGGCCAGAUACAGUUAAUUAAAUCUAAAGUGUUUACUGCUACCAAGAAUUAGAGAAA